AUGGGUCCUCCCACGCGGACGGCCCUGUUGCUGGCCGCUUUUGCAGCCCUAUUUUGCGUCGCCCAUUCGCACGCAUGGUAUCGGGGCGCCACCGCCCACGGCCUUGGCGAGGGCGCUCGCGCCGCUCCUGCUGACGCAGCCCCCGGCCCCGCCGCCAUCGCCCAUCAACACCACGACGCCGCCAAGCACGGCGGCGGCAAGGGCCGCGGCGGCGAUGACCCGCGGCCGGCCCCGCGCAAGUGCUUUGAGGAGGACUGCAGGUCCAGCCCCUUCAUCAUGCACGCCUCCUCCACCAAGAACACGUCCGACGGCGUCGCCAGCUGCUUCCAGUUCGUGGCCAUCGGCUGCUACGCGUCCCCCAAGGGCUGCUGCCCGGAGGUCGCGCGCCGCUUCAAGGCGCUCGAGUUCGCGAUCAGUGAGCAACCUGAGUACUACUCACCUGCCUCAGCCCUCGACAGGGGCGCUGCCUCAAGGGGUGGCUCGGGAGGCGCACGGGUGCUUCCAGGGCAGUGGCGAGCAACCGCUGCUGCUGCUGCUGCUGCUGCUGCUGCUGCCGCCUCCUAG
Monoraphidium neglectum is the source of this 564-nucleotide messenger RNA. RefSeq lists its product as hypothetical. Bases 1 to 564 code for a protein of 187 amino acids. The record is from RefSeq and is a predicted model, not a curated record. NCBI's taxonomy places the organism in Eukaryota, Viridiplantae, Chlorophyta, Chlorophyceae, Sphaeropleales, Selenastraceae. The transcript has a single exon.